AUGCGCACGCCAGACCCCUUUGGGGACGAGAAUCGCUCGCCUUUGCAUCCCAAUCCUCAGCACAUGAACAGCUACAACAAUCGAACCCCAUCCCCAGGAAAUGCCUAUCAGCUGGAGGACAACCCUUACGCACAACAUUCACACAACCCAUAUGGCGAGCGUUUGCAUAUGCCCUCGGCUGAUCAGCUUGCCUCUCAACCAACCUACUCCGUCGAGAAUGUCCCACACUCUGGCUACCAAAAUCCUUACGCAGACCCCAGCAAUCCCGAUCGUCGUGAAGACUACGCAUUCGACCCCAAUGCUCACCACGACGCCUACCUUCCUGGCGAGUAUGUGUCGCAUCCGCCUCAGGCUCAACCUUAUCAUGACGAGUACGACUAUGACCUCGGCCAGCAUCCUGAAGGCCGUUCCCCAUUUGAUGAACACCCUGGUGCCCCCAUGUUGGAGCACGAUAACCCCUUUGGGCCGGACCCGUAUAAGGAGGAAUUCGAAGAUGAGCCGCGCCCAACGCCUAGUCCCGCUCCUAUUCGACGCUGGAAGACUGUCAAGGAGGUCCAAUUGUUCAACGGCAAUCUCGUCCUUGAUUGUCCGAUCGCGCCUAAACUCUUGAGCCAGAGCCCCCCCGGUCGUGACGAGUUCACUCACAUGCGUUAUUCGGCUGCUACUUGUGACCCCGCGGACUUUUUCGACGAGCGAUUUACACUGCGCCAGAAGCUUUUUGCCAAGCCCCGUCACACUGAGCUUUUCAUCGUCGUCACCAUGUACAACGAGGAUGACUUCCUUUUCGCGCGCACCAUGUCUGGUGUUUUCAAGAACAUUGAUCACAUGGUGUCGCGUACCAGCAGCAAGACCUGGGGCAAGGAUGCUUGGAAGAAGAUCGUGGUCUGUAUUAUCAGCGAUGGUCGUGCUAAGAUCAAUCCCCGUACUCGCGCCGUGUUGGCUGCUUUGGGUGUCUACCAGGACGGAAUUGCCAAGCAGCAGGUCAAUGGCAAGGAUGUCACCGCUCACAUUUACGAAUACACGACCCAGAUUGGCUUGGAAGUUAAGGGUACACAAGUUCAUAUGAAGCCACGCUCGGGCCCACCUGUCCAGUUGAUCUUCUGUCUGAAGGAAAAGAACCAGAAGAAGAUUAACUCCCAUCGGUGGUUCUUCCAAGCAUUUGGUCGAGUCUUAGAUCCCAAUAUUUGUGUUCUCCUCGAUGCCGGUACUAAGCCUGGUAAGGAUUCGAUCUACCACUUGUGGAAGGCCUUCGACAUUGAGCCUAUGUGCGGUGGUGCCUGCGGAGAGAUCAAGGUCAUGUUGUCACACGGUAAAAAGCUCCUGAAUCCUCUAGUCGCUGGUCAAAACUUCGAGUACAAGCUUAGCAACAUUUUGGAUAAACCCUUGGAGUCUGCCUUCGGUUUCAUCACCGUCUUGCCUGGUGCCUUCUCAGCCUAUCGUUACGUUGCUUUACAAAACGACAAGAACGGCCAAGGUCCUCUCGAGCGAUACUUCAUGGGUGAGAAAAUGCAUGGUGCAAAUGCCGGUAUCUUCACAGCCAACAUGUAUCUGGCCGAGGAUCGUAUCCUUUGUUUCGAGAUUGUCUCGAAGCGAAAGUGCCGCUGGUUGCUGCAAUACGUCAAGUCAUCCACUGGUGAAACCGAUGUUCCCGACCGCAUGGCCGAGUUCAUUCUGCAGCGUCGUCGUUGGCUGAACGGUAGUUUCUUCGCUGCCGUCUACGCCAUUACCCACUUCUACCAGAUCUUCCGCAGUGACCAUAGUUUCCUGCGCAAGUUCGCUCUCAUGAUCGAGUUUAUCUACCAAACGAUCGCGAUGAUCUUCGCGUGGUUCGGUAUCGGUAAUUUCUUCCUUGUCUUCCACAUCCUGACAACCUACCUUGGUAGCGAUGAACUUCUGGGCACCGCUGGAAAGGUAUUGGGUAUCGUUUUCGAAUGGCUUUAUCUUGCAACUCUGGUCACUUGUUUCGUGCUUGCUCUCGGCAACCGACCUGGUGGAUCUAACAAGUUUUAUAUGACCAUGGUCUAUUUCUGGAUCUUCAUCAUGAUAUACCUGUCAUUCGCGGCCAUUUUCGUUACUGUGAAGUCCAUUCAGACUGAGGUACAGUCUGACGGGUUCUCGGUCACCGAUUUGUUCACCAACAAGACUUUCUUCUCUAUCAUCGUGUCACUUGGUUCGACCUAUGUGAUGUGGUUUGUGGCGUCCUUCAUUUUCAUGGACCCCUGGCACAUGUUCACCUCGUUCAUCCAAUAUAUCCUGCUGACCCCGACCUACAUCAACGUCCUCAACAUCUACGCCUUCUGUAACACCCAUGACAUUACCUGGGGUACCAAGGGUGACGACAAGGCUGAGAAACUCCCAUCCGCGAACUUGAAGCCUGGCGGCAAGGUUGAUGUCAACAUUCCCCAGGAUGACGGCGAUCUCAACGCGCAGUACGAAGCCGAAUUGGUGAAGUUUUCCAUGAAGCCACCCAAGGAAGUACAGGUUAUCUCCGAAGAAGAGAAGCAGGCCGACUACUACAAGGGAUUCCGAAGUGCCGUCGUGUUGGCAUGGGUAUUCUGCAACUUUGCCCUGGGUGCCGUUGUGCUGAGCGCAGCUGGUCUGGAAACGUUUGAUGAUAAGAGCAGCAGCAGUGACAGCGAGGAUUCUACUCAAACCAAGAAAUCCCUUAUCUACAUGGAGGUUGUGCUGUGGUCUGUCGCUGGUCUAUCGAUGUUCAAGUUCUUCGGUGCAAUGUGGUACUUGGUUGUUCGGAUGUUCCGAGGUGUCUAA
Penicillium cosmopolitanum is the source of this 2769-nucleotide messenger RNA. It is a transcript of the gene chsA, whose product is annotated as chitin synthase I. The record is from RefSeq and is a predicted model, not a curated record. NCBI's taxonomy places the organism in Eukaryota, Fungi, Ascomycota, Eurotiomycetes, Eurotiales, Aspergillaceae. Gene Ontology annotation, molecular function: chitin synthase activity. Bases 1 to 2769 code for a protein of 922 amino acids. The transcript has 4 exons. Gene Ontology annotation, cellular component: cell periphery; cell septum.